Molecule: messenger RNA, 2314 nt
Organism: Papilio polytes (common Mormon)
Lineage: Eukaryota; Metazoa; Arthropoda; Insecta; Lepidoptera; Papilionidae
Product: zinc finger CCHC domain-containing protein 24-like
Exons: 4
Coding region: 242-820 (192 amino acids)
Molecular function (GO): zinc ion binding; nucleic acid binding
Source: RefSeq, a predicted model, not a curated record
GGCGCGCGCGCAGCCCGACACACUGCGAUCCAAAAAUACCUCCUCGCCCGGCCGCCGCCCUCACCACGUACACACUAACAUUGUAAAAAUAUCAGUACACCAACGAAAAACAUUAAACUUACAAGUGAAGUGAUCAGUAGACUUGUGACUUGUGAUCAAGUGUAUAUUGCUCUGUGGUCGUGUGAUAGAAACUUGUCCCGUGGUGACUGUGGUCAAGUGUGGUAGAGUUACUGAUGGUGCAAUGUCACCAGCUGCCAUCAGCUCCGAUCUGCCACAGUGGUGUGGUACCACAGACAACUGCCAGGCUUUGCUCGGCUGGCUUUUCUUGAACCAAGAUCAAAAUGAUCCGUGGAUUCCGGGUUCAAUCUGGGGUCCGUUGCCGACAGCCGCGCCGAGCUCUACAGCGCCCUCUGAUGAUGUAUCUUCGCUGGCGGAGCAACUAGCUGCGAUCUCCUUGCGUCGCCCUACUCGCCCGCCGCCUCCAGCCUACAUGUGCCAUCUCUGCUUCAAGAAAGGACAUUAUAUUGGAGAUUGCCCGCAGGCUCGUCCGAAAGGUGAAGGGUUAACUCCCUACCAGGGUAAAAAGCGCUGCUUCGGUGAAUACAAAUGCCCAAAAUGCAAACGCAAGUGGAUGAGCGGCAACUCCUGGGCCAACAAUGGUCAGGAGUGUAUCAAAUGUCGGAUUAACGUAUUCCCACAUAAACAGAGGCCGUUGGAGAAGCCGGAUGGGUUGGACGUGAGCGACCAAUCCAAGAUCCACCCGCAACAUCUGUGCCAGAAGUGUCGCAACCUAGGCUACUACUGCCGCAGGGAAUACUGAUCCGAUAUAUUCAGAAGAUCAUACUGCUAUACUGCAUGACCAUUGGAGUACCAUUCAGUUAACUUCAAACAACCAUAGAUAUACUCUACUUCUUACAGGGUCCGUUUUAUCAUUAACGAGAUUUCUACAGUGCCACCUAACUGUAAUACAAAAUAAUCUGCCACCUUAUGCGUCGCACCACCUCAUCUUAUAGACCUACAAGGAUCUUAUGGCAAUUUUGACAUUAACAGGGGGCGCCUGCUAGUUUGUAGAGUUACCAGUAAACAAAUAAUUCCUAACUUCUUUCGAAAUACAUCCGUGUUGAAAACAAAACAAAACUUUAAGCUAAUGAUUUGUAACUUAUGACCUGAGUGCCCGCAGUAAUUGUUUAUUUUAUAUAUCUACAUAAAUUGUUACUGUUUUAGGAUUAUUCAAGCAAAGUCAUGGUAAAAUUUAUAGUUUUUGAGUUAUUAUAAAACAUUGGUGGUGUGUUUUUACGCUUUAUUUGUCAUAGCAGAGAUUGUGCAAGAAUAUCUUACAUUAUGAGUUACACGGAAGAGCGGGACUUCCUAACACAAGUGCCUAUUGGUUACUUAAAAGGAAGUCCCUACAACUGAUUGAUUUGUAACUUACUUGAUUUAAUAAUUUUUUUUUUAUAAAACAAACAAAUAUUUUCUCUUUGUAAUAUUAGUAUAGAUAUAGUUAUGAAGUAUAGUAAAUCUAUAUCCAAAGAAGUGAGGUAGUUAAGUAUGUUUUCUGUCUGUAUAACAUGGUUUUGGUAAUAAUUACCAAAGGGAUUUCUUAUUACGUAAAUUAGCCCCCAAUAGAUUGCUGCGAGAGUAUUGACGAUAGUGUAUGCAAUUUAAUGUCAACGCGUUUUGUAAUAGCUAUUACUUGCCUUUAAUACUUCUGUUGUUAAACACGAUGUUUGAAUUAUACUAACUUUUGUGGUUUAGGGCCAGUCCCACAACGGGGAUGUAUCCUAAUUUUUGGAAUUGCUUUUAUUAUAUUAAAAAAAUGUAAUAAAACCAUAUACGCAACAUUUAAUUACAAAAACACUUAACUGAAAACAACUUCUCGAAAGACCGCGAAAACGCUUCAUGACAUGACGUCACUUCUUUGCUAACAAACCUCGCGUCGCGGUCUGUCAAAGUCAUUCAAAGUGACCAGACGUAAAUUUAAUUAGCUAUUCAAAUAACUUUUACUAUUUUUUUUUCGUCAUAAUGAUCGAAAAAUUUGCUCGUAAAAUAUGUCGUAAAUAUGAAAACACUUAAUAAUGGAGUCCUCAUAAUAUAACACACGCAAACUCAAUUAUUAUAAUCAUUAAAAAAAAAUUAUAACUACAAAAUGCACUGACAUUCACUGAAGCUGGUCACACUGCCAUGUUGUUUGCGAAGAAGCUACGUCACCGAGCUCUGAUUGGUGUUUGAGAUAGAGUAAUGGAGGGUAAAAAAUAUUGCAGCGUUUUUAAUUUAUAUUUCAAUGGAGACAAACAUUUAAGGUCUCCAAAUGUUA